Amoebophrya sp. A120 is the source of this 3038-nucleotide messenger RNA. The record is from the annotation of a GenBank genome assembly. Lineage: Eukaryota; Dinophyceae; Syndiniales; Amoebophryaceae.
GCUCAAGUGAAAGAAAGUAGUUUCAUACCUCCAGCCGCAUAAUGUGGCGCAGAAGUUAAAAUUGAUUUACAACAGCACAAUCUGUUGGGCGAUUCUGUGCUGUGGCACAGCAGAUAAAGUCGUGCUGGUGUGUUCGUGGUCGUAGUCGUGGUGAUUCAGAACGACAGAUAUGUCCUCGCAGGAGAUGACUAGAUGACACUGUCGGCGGACGCUAGUACACCUUUGCCACUGCGAUUGGAAACCGUUACAACAAUUGGAAAGUGCACUGACAGUUUUUUUUUCUUGCAGCUCCGGCUGCAUUGUGCUGCUAGUUGUAGUAAACCCAUCACGACCUGGUGCAUUUUCAGUUGUGUUAUCUUCAUCGUGCCUCCUGCUCUGCACUCUUGCUUUUGACACCGCGGCUCGGUGCAGCUAGUAGUGCUAAUGUUGUGACCUUGCCGUAGUUUUCCUCAGCAUUUUUGCCUCGUCGGUUUUAGAAGAAAUCUCCUUGAGUAGACCAAGAACACUAGAACACGAGAAUGACUCUUCGAUCUCAAAUAAAGUGCGGCUGGUGCGACAACCUGGUUGUUCCGACCUUCACAGCAAACCUGGGUGAUGCAGACCAACAUAAGAACUCCUCCUCAUCUGCAAGUGGUACUACGCCGCGGCCCCCGCCGGCUUCAAACUACAGCCAGGACCGGGAGUGGACUGCAGGUGGUCACGAAAGAGUACACAGUGAUCACCGUCGUGAUCAACAGCAGCGGGCCGGUGAGCAGCUCUACUGCGACUCUUGUUGGACGUGGUGGCGGGAGAAAAAGCGACGACAGCAGGCGGCGGUCCCGCAGCUGCGCCUCACUGUGUUGCACGACCGGACAUUUCUUAGCUCGCAGAAUCACCAAAAGCUCGUGCAGCAGAGGACCCCUAUCGCUGACGGGGAAAUCCUCUACCUUCCCGGGUAUUUUGAUAGAAAAACGAGCGAAAAAGCGUGGGCAAUGUUGCUGGAAGCAGCUGCAACGACGCGGCACCGUGGCGUCGAAAAAAAUGAAAAAUUUAUACCUCCUCGUUCAGAAUCAGACGACACCAGUGCUGCUAAGUCUGUGGUUACUACGGCCUGCUCUAAACCGUGUCCCCCGUGUUCUAGUGCGAGGACCACGCAGAAGUGCUUGUGUGAAAAAAACGCGGGAACAAGAACACAGAACUGCGAAGACGAAGACCAGGCGGGACACGCAGUUCUCGAGUGGAGCCAGCACCACGCUUUAGAUUUGGCGAAAUUCAGGUCUUCUGACGGCCACCAGCAGCAGUGUAGUUCGCAAGAAACCCAAAUAUCUUCAAACGCUUUCCACGCCUUUUUGUCCCAAGUUUUGAAAGACUGGGAAGAGCAAUUCGAUGUCACGGUGCGGAUAUCAAGUGCAAAAAUGUCUGGGUCUGGAAGGAUGCAUGUUUGUCAUGCACAUUUUGCGUGACUCUGACUCCUGACGUCUGCGAUGCAUGCCCUAGCAUCACAGAUAUUGUGAGGGCGUUCUGAUGCCUAUACCGCAUGAGAAAUGCCCUCUGGCCGUGGGCAAAACCAAGCCUCUUUUGCUGUUCAUGCAAUACAGAUUUUUGGAUAAUGCAGACGAAGCAUCACAAGUUCCAAUCUUCCAGACCCAGACACUUUUACAUUUGAUAGCGGAAAGAGCGGGUAAAUUUGUACACGGAGAGUGAGUAUCCUAUGCAAGAAAUGUGUGCAAAAAUAGAAGUGGACCAACUUGUGUUGCUUGUGUUGAAUUUUUCCAGGAGAUGAACUAGAGUUUGUGUUGCUUGACCGGCAACAAGAAAAUCCUAUAGCGAAACUUUCUCUUUGUCAUUCGCAGACGGGGUUCGCAACGCGCACUGAAGAUUUAUAAUUGUAAGAGGAGCAUGCACCAGGGGAGAAUCUUGAAAACAAAAUGCCAUGCUCGGAUGUUGCACAAGGUGAAGAUCGUGUCUAUCCACGACGUCGAUUUAGCAACACAAAUUCUACUUCCGAGACCCACAGCUUGGAUUUACCCGUGGAUACUGACUGGAAGCCGUUUCACCAGGACAGCCACGGGUGGCACACGGAGAAAGUAGUACGGCAGGUGCCACCAGCCCGUAGCAGCACAAGUAGAGGUCAAGACGACGAUGAUGUCCAGGAGAGCGCAAGAAUAUCAGCCGAGCCCGGCAGUGAACAUGGAUACCAUGUGGCACAGAGCGAGGACCACGACGACAUAUAUUCUUCCUACUACGACGACGUCACGAUUGCCGCGAGCUUUGGAAUCAGACCGCGGGAUUUGGCGUUUCGGCCGAUUAUUUCUCCUGCCAGUUGUAGAAGGGGAGAGCACGAGCAGCAUUGGAGGCACAGCUGGCGUGGAGGCAACCAACAGCACCAGGACGACUUGUUCCACUUAAGUCUCCAACAGAACGCGGGCGACGUGCUGAUUUUCGAUUCCAAAGUGAACGACGUUUUUGAACACGGCGUGCCGGAAGUAGUGCUAGAAGGCGAGCGAAAUGUCGUGGGCCACGCCGAGCACACGGAAGCCAAACUUCUUCCCACUCCUUCAGCUGCCGACGACGAAGUAGAUGCGGAUGCCUGCGAAGGGGGAGAGGGGGGAGAAGCGACGAAGACGAUUUGGGGUGCUGAUGUACGUUUGCAGAAGGUGUUCGCGGAUGAAAUAAAACCGAGGGCGGGAACUGCGCUGCAUUUUACGCGUGCGAGCAUUAUCGCCUGGUGCUCGCGGAACGAGAAUUAUUUAGAUCCGAGAAGACAAGACUGCAGAUAUUUGAGUCGUUGAAGAUGGGGCUACAACUAAAAUCAUAGCAGUGAUGGCAGAUGAGGCGGAGGCCUAGGGCAAGCAGUUGUCCUGCACCUGCUCUUAUUGUCACUGCCUCUCUCUAAUCUAAAUCUUUCACCUCUUUGAAUAAUUCAUCUCGGACCUGCUACAACAAUUCAUGCCCCUCACGAUGUUGUAGAAAGAAUCUGAAUUAUCGUUCGCGAAGUACACGACCCUAUCAUGCCAUGUAGAUGCAUGAGGAAAACUUUUCCUCAUGCAUCCGAAAAG